AUGUCGCGCUACGCUGACGUGCACAAGAACACUUCUGGCCCAGGUGAUGCUCGUCCAACAGCCCUACAAAUCGUUCGCGAUGAGGGUCUUGAGGGCGCUUUGACGGAUAAAGUCUUCUUGAUCACUGGUACUUCUGCAGGAAUUGGCGUUGAGGUUGGCCGUGCUAUUGCUGCAACCGGCGCCCGUGUUUUCCUCGCUGUGCGGGAUCUUGAGAAGGGCAAGGCUGCGUGCUCUUCUUUUUUGAAGCCUGGUCAAGUUGACUUAAUACCUCUUGAUACUUCCGAUAUGUCUUCCGUUCGCGCAUGCGCCGCUGAAUUCCUGGAGAAGUCAUCUACACUCAAUGUCCUCAUCAAUAACGCCGCCAUUAUGGCGACACCUACACGCAUUGAAACAAAAGAUGGUUUCGAACAACAACUAGCUACCAACUAUCUCGGCCACUUCCUUCUUUUCUGGCUCCUCAAAGAUGCUCUCCUCAAAGGAUCAACCCCAGCGUUUAACUCGCGCGUCGUCAACGUGUCUUCCUCAGGCCACCACGCUUCAGAGAUCAUCUACGAUGAUUUCCAGCUCAAAGCGGCAGAUGCUUAUAAUCCUUUUAAAGCGUACGGCCAGAGCAAGCUCGCUCAGAUCUACAUGUCCAACUACAUUGACCGUGUUUACGGCCCAAAAGGCCUUCACGCUACUAGCCUCAUGCCGGGUGGAAUCGCAUCAAACCUCCAGAAGCAUCUGCCUGAAUCGGUGCACAAGGACAUGAAGGAGAAUCCAACAACGAUCAAUUUUAUGAAAAGUCCCGAGCAAGGUGCUGCGACUACGGUUCUGGCAGCUGUUGGUAAAGAGUGGGAGGGCAAAGGUGGGAAGUACCUUGAGAACUGUCGACCAUCUAUGCCACAGCCUUUGAUCCCUGGUAUGAUGGGGUAUAAGGAUUACGUUUAUGAUUCAGAAAAGGAGAACCGAACUUGGGAGCUUACUUUGGAGACCUUGGGUCUCCGGAAGACGUCCUAG
Fusarium fujikuroi IMI 58289 is the source of this 999-nucleotide messenger RNA. RefSeq names its product related to reductases. The record is from RefSeq and is a predicted model, not a curated record. The transcript has a single exon. Lineage: Eukaryota; Fungi; Ascomycota; Sordariomycetes; Hypocreales; Nectriaceae. Bases 1 to 999 code for a protein of 332 amino acids.